Molecule: messenger RNA, 1805 nt
Organism: Impatiens glandulifera
Lineage: Eukaryota; Viridiplantae; Streptophyta; Magnoliopsida; Ericales; Balsaminaceae
Product: autophagy-related protein 18c-like
Exons: 5
Coding region: 355-1566 (403 amino acids)
Biological process (GO): protein lipidation; autophagy of mitochondrion; protein localization to phagophore assembly site
Cellular component (GO): cytosol; phagophore assembly site membrane; extrinsic component of membrane
Molecular function (GO): phosphatidylinositol-3,5-bisphosphate binding; phosphatidylinositol-3-phosphate binding; protein binding
Source: RefSeq, a predicted model, not a curated record
AGAGAUCUUUUCUUAUCGCUAACAGAAAAGAAAAAAAAAGAAAAGAGAGAUUGAUUGGCAUCGGAAUCGGAUUCAUUUUGGUUGUUUAACGAAGCGUAUGUAUCGUCGUUUCUGAAAGAUUUAUCCGUCGAAUUUCCCAAGUUUCGUCUCCGAUUCCAUUAAUUUGCUGAUCAAAACAAGGAAACAGUCUCGAUCUCCGGUCCGGUCCACUUUUGUUCGCUUCCAUAACUAUCUCAACGCCAACAAUCAGCAGCUCAUAAUUGACUUACUUCCGAGAUCCAACAUUUCAUUCGUCUUAUUCAGCUCAUUCAUCAAUGUCUCGAAUCGGCACAUACACUACAGUCCUUGAGAAUCAUGAUUUCAACUAUCUCUGCAUCUCAAGGAAUAUAUCAAUCGGCUGAAGUUGCUGGUCGUGACUCUAGGGUUUCAAAUCCCUUGAACCAAAUGGAACCAGACGAAGGCGAUUCAGAAUUGCUCUCCGUAGCAUGGAACCAGGAUUGCGGAUGUUUUGCUGCAGGAACAAGCCGUGGAUUUCAUAUCUAUAACUGCGAUCCAUUCAAAGAAACUUUUAGACGUGAUAUAAAAAGUGGGGGAUUCGGAAUAGUUGAAAUGUUGUUUCGUUCCAACAUUCUGGCACUUGUGGGUGGGCAAGCCAAUUCUCAAUAUCCUCCAAACAAAGUUAUAAUCUGGGAUGAUCACCAAAGCCGUUGUAUUGGCGAAUUUUCAUUUCGGUCAGAGGUACGGGCAGUUAAACUGAGACGCGAUCGCAUUGUUGUUGUUCUUGAGCACAAGAUCUAUGUGUACAAUUUCAUGGACCUGAGGCUUCUUCAUCAGAUAGAAACUCUGGGUAAUCCCAGGGGACUGUGUUGCCUCUCCCAAAAUUUGAAUACCUCUGUCUUAGCCUGUCCUGGUCUUCGACGAGGGCAGGUUCGAGUUGAACACUUUGGUCUGAAUAUGACAAAGUUGAUAAAGGCUCAUGAUGCUCAGAUUGCUUGUUUGACAUUAACAAUGGAUGGACUUCUUCUAGCUACAGCUAGUACAAGAGGAACCUUAAUAAGAAUUUUCAAUACAAUGGAUGGUACUCAGUUGCAAGAGGUCCGUAGAGGGGUGGAUCAAGCAGAUAUUUAUUGUAUUGCUCUAUCUCCAAAUGUACAGUGGUUGGCUGUUUCAAGUGAUAAGGGUACCGUUCACAUAUUCAGUCUUAAGGUUCGGGUGAUGGGAGAUGACUCAACUGGUAUUGAGCAAAGUUCCAUUACGAGUUACCAAAGUUCAUCAUCUUUACUUGAUUCUCUUGUUUCUCCGAGUACCAGUAGUGUCAACGCUAGUUCAUCAUUCUCUUUUAUGAGAGGUGUUCUACCAAAAUAUUUCAGCUCAGAGUGGUCAUUUGCUCAGUUUCACUUGCCAGAGUACACAAAGCUAGUUGCUGCAUUUGGGUCUCAAAACACUGUCAUGAUUGUUGGAAUGGAUGGAAGUUUCUACAGAUGCAGUUUUGAUCCUAUAAAUGGUGGGGCGAUGUCACAGCAGGAAUAUGUCCGCUUCCACAAGACGGGUUGUCGGCCCAAAUAAGGCCGUUAGCAUCUGGCAUGGACAAGGCGGGUAGUCGGCCCAAAUAAGGCCGUUAGCAUCCGGCAUGGCAAUCGAGGUCGAUGUAACAUUUAUUCAUCCUACCACCAUUUGUAAAUAUUCAUGUUUGUUGAAUUAUUAUAGUCCUAAUUCCUUAGGAUGCUGCAAUUCAAGCAAUUUGGUUGACUGUCGUUCAUUUCAAUGGCUGUUGUGUCCAAUUCAUUUAUUGAUGUGCGUUUAAA